AUGUCUGCGGAGGAGGGAGAGCCGGAAACGUCGCCGCAAAAGCCGGUCUCGGGGAGACACCCGACGGCUUUCCAGGGCGUCACUGACUUGGAAGAGGUGGAGUCUCUCGAAGUAAAGCAUGGAUGCCACGAAAGAGAGCAAGAGGCCGAUGACGCCAUGCUCGGCGAAGGCUCCUCGGCUGUGAUGCACUUGGACUAUUUCCACGACGUCCGUCGCCAGGUCUACGCCGAGGCUCUCGUCUACCGCACGACGCCCUUUUAUGCCACCAAGAUCGCGUUGGAGCAGCGCGUCGAGGAGCAUCGUCUCCUGCAUGCGCACCUGCAGGCUCUGGAGCGCUCGGAAGAAAAUGGCCCACUUCUGAUGCCGAACGAAUUCUUCAUCGCCGAGCUUCUUCAGUCUCCUUCUCACGACCCCGUCGGAGACCGCGAAGAGGACCGAUGUCUCCAGGCUGGGGGCACGAGCGCGUCGACUCCGUCGUUCUGGAAGAGGAAAGGCAGGCAGCAUGGGUCAAGGGCGGGCGACUUUUCUCCGCAGUCCGGCGACCAGCUGCGCCACCGGGGCCCUCGCGGGAGCAUCGUCUCGCCGGCCCUCUCCUCGUACUCUUCUCCGCGGGCGUCGCCGCCUUCCCAAUCUCAGACGGCGUGCGGGUCUGACGAGCGCCGGCCGGCGGGGAUGUGCGGCACCACGCGGAGCGUCCCGCGCUUUUUCUGGCCCUCGCAGUGGUCGGGGCAGAGAGGCCGACAGGCUGGAGCCCCCAGCAGCUUGGCCGUGGCGAUGGCCCGGAUGGGGACGCGCCCCGAAGGCGCAGACGUUGGAGACGCCGAGAAGCGCGCAGCGACCGAGUCGGGCGCGUCGAGUCCACGGGACUUCGGCUCGGGCGAGAAAGACCUCGCCUCGCCGCCAGCCUCGGUCGUGGAAACCUGCGGCGGGACGGCCCUCGCGUCGCCGUUGCCGCCUGUCUCCUCGCGGGCCUCGCUGUCGUCGGAGGGGCCAGUCAGCGGCAAGCACCAGGCGAGCGACGGCUUCGGCUGCCGAGACAAGAAGAUGACCUUCGGCGUGCCCUACGAGAUGAGGGACGGCUUUCCGCAAGGCAGCACGGGCGUGCUGCUCUACCACACCAAGGCGGGCGACAAAUUCUGGGACCGGAUGGACGGCCAGGCAGUGAAGCUCGUCUCCAACGCAGGCGGCGAACGCCACGUGCUCAACUGGAACACCUGGCUCCAGAGACAGCGCGAACGUGGCUGGUUCGCCAGCGAAGCGCUCUGCUUCAUGACGACGCUCGGGGCGGUUAUGGGCGCCGGGACCUUCACCUCGUUCUGGAGCCAGCUGCAGAUAUGGCGAAGUCUGUGGUUCCUUGUCCCCUACACGAUCGACUUUGUCACCGUCGGUGUCCCCGCUCUGCAAACCGAGCUGCUGAUGGGAAACCUGUUUCGGGGGACAACCCUUAAGUGCUUCACCCACAUCAGUCCGAAUCUGGUCGGCGCGGGCCUCUUUGCGCUCCUCAGCACUCUCAUGCAGGUGACCAUCAAAGCCUCACAAGGCUGCCAACUUCUCGUCUACUUCCUCGCAAGCUGGAAAACCCCGCACCCCUGGGAGCUGACGGAAGAGGAUCGACAACUCUGCAGAUCCAUCUCCGACGGAGACACCUGCGACGACGCAGGCAAGGGGACUCUCUGCCAUUGGCGGGGAGCGCCGAUGCUCGAGUGCCUUGCGUCGCCAACCGGCAAGGCCACGUACUUCUACCUUUCGCGUCUCGUCCCGGAUGUUCUCGAUCCGACCGUCUCUCCGAAUUCUAUGCAAGGCAACCACGUGGCCUCGAUGGGCGUGGUGUGGGCCUUCAUCCUGGCCUACGUUUGGAAGGGACUCUUCAAGAUCGGAUUCAUGUCGGCGUUGCUGGUGUUUGGCGCGAUCGUGCUCUGCAUCGCUCUCACGGUCAUGUCGUUCACGACCGCCGACGGCGAGGGUUGGGAAGACACUCAGCCGGACGUGGUUUCCGAAAGUGCCGCUGGUGGUUCGCAUACACUCUCUGACAUCUGGAGCAUUCGAGCACAGACCCUCGGCUACGUUCUGCACGAUCUCACUCUCGGCUGUGGCGUCUACGAGACGGUCAGCAGCUUCUCCAAGAUCGGCUCGAACAUCGUCGCCAGCGCCAAUCGCGUCGGGUUGGUCGACUUUGUGAGCUGUCUUGUCGCCUUCAUUUCGCUCAUGUCAGUCGUCAACAGCAUGCAGAACACUACUGGAGUUCCCACCUACGACCUAGUCAACAAGACGCGGAGCGCGCCUGCGUACUUUGUCAUCUUCCCUGCCGUCUUCGACAAGGUUGCCGCCUCGAACGUUUUUUCCCUGUUCUUCUACGGUGGGAUCUUCGUCCUUAACAUCCAAGUCACUGCCAUCGCCUUGCACUCGUUAAUCAACGCCUUCGAGGAGUCGCGAAAGGUGCGCUAUCGAUGGAGACAGCGGUACUGCGUUUGCCUGAUUGUCAUUUGCUUCAUUUUUUCGCUCGUCUUCUGCAGCGCGAAUCAACACCAGCGCUUCGAGUUCUUCAACUUUGUGUCGUCCUUCAUGAUGGCACCCGGUGUGGUCAUGCUGGAAGGGAUCGCCGUCGGCUGGGUGAACAACGUGCCCAUCCAAGAUAGGAUCGCCGGCAGGCUGUCCGUCCGACUGUACGCGGCCUGCUGCUUGGCCGUCACCAUUCUCUCCUGCUUCAUUUCUGUCUAUGGCGGAAUGGCUCUCUACUUUCCGCGAUUCAUUCUCAUCUUCGUCAAUGCCGGCCUCGCAGCCCUCGUCGCGUUCUGCGUGCGAGAGCCGGGCGCUUCUCCGUUGUUCAAGGAUCGCUUUCGGGCGCUGUAUCUGGGAAACAUCGAGGCGUUCAAAGAGCAGAUCAUGCGAGUGACGCUGUUCAACCGCCCGCCGAUUCCAGCAGUCGCAUGGCUCGCCUCCGUCUUCCGGAUGACCUUUGGGUGCCUUGUCAAUCGUCUGAAGCCUUUCUGUCUUUCUCGGAUUUCCUUGUUUUGGUGUGUCAUGGUGAAGCACAUGGUCCCUUCCUCGAUGAUGUUUCUCAUCUGCAAAGGUUUCGCGGAAUUACCCAACCGCUGGGCGUCUCUGGAGGCGUCGCCCCACGUCCGGUGCAUCGGGCUCACCUACGUUAUCUUCGCUUUUGUGACCUUGUUUGCCGCUCCCUUCUUUCCAAAGAUUCGGACGUGGGUGUGCCCCCCCAGCGAGGACUACAUGCCGCCGUACAUGUUUCCUCUGCAUCCGUACCGGCCGCCGCCGCAGCCGAAUCUUCUCCACACCUGUGCGCGGAUGUUUGCCGAGUUCUCGGCCUCUUCGCGUCACACUUCGCGCUUCCUCUACAGCCUCCUCGCGGACUACAAACGCCAGCACGUCUACUCCUGGCGCGGCUCCUGUCGAGUCGAGCAGGAAACCGAGGGAGGCGCAGGAAUUCGACGCCAGCUCCUCUCUAGAAAAACUGAGAGGUUUGCCAUUGCGGGAGACGUGUCGGCGCGACCGAGUCCCGCGGCGAGCGGCGCGCUGGACUCAGAAGAAUGA
This is a messenger RNA of Neospora caninum, 3549 nucleotides long. RefSeq names its product transporter, related. Gene Ontology annotation, cellular component: membrane. The transcript is spliced from 17 exons. NCBI's taxonomy places the organism in Eukaryota, Apicomplexa, Conoidasida, Eucoccidiorida, Sarcocystidae. The record is from RefSeq and is a predicted model, not a curated record. Gene Ontology annotation, biological process: sodium ion transmembrane transport. The coding region runs from base 1 to 3549 and encodes 1182 amino acids.